Molecule: messenger RNA, 210 nt
Organism: Dentiscutata erythropus
Lineage: Eukaryota; Fungi; Glomeromycota; Glomeromycetes; Diversisporales; Gigasporaceae
Source: the annotation of a GenBank genome assembly
AUGGAGAGCCAAAAAUCAUUCGUUUUAGGGGAUGGAGAAGGAUUAUUUCAGGUUGCAGAAUUCUAUCAUUUAGGCUUUUAUGUUAUGAAAAAUAGAAAAAAAGAAUUUGAAUAUUUCCUAAAGUCAGUAGAAACCAAUUAUGAUAUGGGAAUAUGGAAGACAACUCUAUGUUAUCAUUUUGGAUACGGCAUAAACAUAAAUUAUGAUUAA